Messenger RNA from Drosophila elegans, 3867 nucleotides. It is a transcript of the gene eIF3a, whose product is annotated as eukaryotic translation initiation factor 3 subunit A. Lineage: Eukaryota; Metazoa; Arthropoda; Insecta; Diptera; Drosophilidae. Gene Ontology annotation, biological process: formation of cytoplasmic translation initiation complex; translation reinitiation. Gene Ontology annotation, cellular component: multi-eIF complex; eukaryotic translation initiation factor 3 complex, eIF3m; eukaryotic translation initiation factor 3 complex, eIF3e. The record is from RefSeq and is a predicted model, not a curated record. The transcript has 4 exons. The coding region runs from base 144 to 3632 and encodes 1162 amino acids. Gene Ontology annotation, molecular function: mRNA binding; translation initiation factor activity.
GCCAUUUUGCAUAAAUCCCGUAGGCCACACGUAGGCGAGCUGAAGAUUUAAACAAUUUUCAGCACCUUCAGGUCUCAAAACCGUCCAGACCUGUUAACAAAAUCAACUUAAAGUGCCGCCGCAAGUAAAUCAAGCAAUCGAAGAUGGCUCGGUACACGCAACGUCCGGAAAACGCUCUAAAAAGGGCCAAUGAGUUCAUCGAGGUGGGAAAGCCGCUCAGGGCGCUGGACACGCUGCAGGAAGUGUUCCGCAACAAGCGAUGGAACUAUGCCUACUCGGAGACGGUCAUCGAGCCGCUCAUGUUCAAGUACCUGUACCUGUGCGUGGAGCUCAAGAAGUCGCACAUCGCCAAGGAAGGACUCUUCCAGUACCGGAACAUGUUCCAGCUGGUCAAUGUCAACUCCCUGGAGAAUGUGAUUCGCGGCUACCUAAAGAUGGCCGAGGAGCACACCGAGGCGGCCCAGGCCCAGUCGUCGGCAGCUGUGGCCGUGCUGGAGCUGGAUGAUUUGGACAACAUCGCCACUCCCGAAAGCAUCCUGAUGAGUGCCGUGUGCGGCGAGGACGCCCAGGACCGCUCCGACCGCACCAUCCUGUUGCCGUGGGUCAAGUUUCUCUGGGAGUCCUAUUGCCAGUGCCUGGAGCUGCUCCGGGUGAACACCCACUGCGAGGCUCUGUACCACGACAUCGCCCGGAUGGCCUUCCAGUUCUGCCUGAAAUACAACCGGAAGAGCGAGUUCCGGCGCCUGUGCGAUAAGUUGCGCAAGCACCUGGAGGAUAUCUGCAAGAGCAGUAAUCAGACCACCGGCGUGUCGAUCAACAAGGUGGAGACGCAGCAACUCUGCCUGGACACCAGGCUGUACCUGCUGGACUCGGCCAUCCAGAUGGAGCUGUGGCAGGAGGCGUACAAGGCGAUCGAGGACAUCCACGGGCUGAUGGCCCUGUCCAAGAAGACGCCCGUGCCCAAGACCAUGGCCAACUACUAUCAGAAGCUGGCGAUGGUGUUCAGCAAGGCGGGCAACCAGCUCUUCCACGCGGCGGCUCUACUGAAGCUGUUCCAGCUGACGCGAGAGCUGAAGAAGAAUUUAACCAAGGACGAUCUGCAACGCAUGGCUGCCCACGUCCUCCUGGCCACCCUCUCUAUUCCGCUACCCUCGGCCCAUCCGGAGUUCGACAGAUUUAUCGAGGCGGAUAAGAGCCCACUGGAGAAGGCCCAAAAGCUGGCCGUGCUCCUUGGCCUGCCCCAACCGCCCACGCGAGUGUCGCUUAUUCGCGAAGUAGUUCGCUUGAAUGUACCUCAACUUGUGUCAGAGGACUUCCGCAACCUGUAUAACUGGCUGGAGGUGGACUUCAACCCCCUGAACCUGUGCAAGCGCAUUCAAUCAAUUGUGGAUGUCAUCGAGAACGGUCCCGAGAACACUCUGCUCACUCCCUAUAUUCAGUCGCUGAAGGACGUGACUAUCAUGCGUUUGAUUCGCCAGAUCUCGCAGGUCUAUGAGAGCAUCCAGUUCCAGCGCCUGUUGCAGUUGGCCAGUUUUUGCAACAUCUUCGAGUUGGAAAAGCUGCUGGUAGAGUCGGUGCGCCACAACGACAUGCAGAUCCGGAUCGACCACCAGAAGAACAGCAUCUACUUCGGCACUGAUUUGACCGAAAGCCAGCGCGAGUACCGACCCGACGGUCCGGCACUGCAGUCCAUGCCCUCCGAACAGAUCCGCUCUCAGCUGGUCAACAUGUCCACCGUGCUGACCAGGGCCGUUUCUAUCGUCUAUCCCAACAGGGAGCGCGACCAGCGGGCUAAGCUCCGCACCCAGAUGGUGCACCACUACCACGAGAUCAAGGAUCGCGAGCACCAGCGCAUCCUUCAGCGGCAGAAGAUCAUCGAGGACCGCAAGGAGUACAUCGAGAAGCAGAACAAUGCGCGCGAGGAGGAGGAGGCGCGGCGUCAGGAAGAGGAAUCUCGCAAGGCCAAGCUGGCCGAGCAGAAGCGACUCGAGCAGGAGCAAGAGGAACGGGAGCGCAAGCGUCACCAGAACGAGAUCCAAGCCAUCCGGGAGAAGAGUCUCAAGGAGAAGGUGCAGCAAAUCUCGCAGACUGCCCAUGGCAAGAAAAUGCUCUCCAAGCUGGACGAGGAAGGCAUCAAGAAGCUGGACGCCGAGCAGAUUGCCAAGCGGGAGAGCGAGGAACUGCAGCGAGAGGCCAAGGAACUUCAGUCCAAGCUCAAGUCGCAAGAGAAGAAAAUCGACUAUUUCGAGCGCGCCAAGCGCCUGGAGGAGAUACCACUCUUCGAAAAAUACUUGGCCGAAAAACAGGUCAAGGACAAAGAGUUCUGGGAGGCCACCGAGAAGACGCGCAUCGAGAAUGCAAUCGCCGAGCGAAAGGACGCCGUUAGCCAGCAGGAGCGUCUCAAACGCAUGUAUCCCGAUCGCGAUGAAUUCCUCGAGGCCCUCAAGAAGGAGCGUGCUUCCCUCUAUGUUGAAAAGCUUAAGAAGUUUGAGAUUGCCCUGGAGGCGGAGCGCAAGAAACGUCUGGCCGAUCGCGUCAUUCGUCGUCGCGAGGAGCGCCGUCAGGCAUUCAUUCGCGAAAAGGAAGAGGAGCGUCUCCGUAAGGAGGAGGAGAUUCGCUUGGCGCAGGCUGCCGAGGAGCGGGCCGCAGCCGAAGCUCGCCGUCUGGAGCGUGAGGCUGAAGACGAGAAGAGGCGUGCCCAGUACGAAAAGCAGCGCGCCAAGGAGGAGGAGGCCGAGCGCAAAAUCAAGGAAGACCGUGACCGUUUGGCCCGAGAGGUGGCCACAGAGCGCGAGCGCAGCGAGAAGGAGCGCGACACCUGGCGUCCUCGUGGUGGCGAUCGUCCCAGCGCACCCGCCGGCGGUGCCGGAGAGUGGCGUCGAGCUGCACCUGCGGCCGGCGAUCGCAACGAGCGUGGUGGAGAGCGGAUCGAGCGUGGAGGCGAACGUAUCGAGCGUGGAGGAGAUCGCAACGAGCGUGGAGGAGAUCGCAUCGAGCGUGGAGGUGAUCGCAUCGAGCGUGGAGGAGAUCGCAUCGAGCGCGGUGGAGACCGUGACCGCAAGGACAACGAGGGAGCGGACUCCUCGUGGCGUGUACGACGGGAGCCCGAUUCCCAGCGUGCUGCUGCACCCAAGGAGAGUGGCGCUCCCCAAUCGCGUGACGACAAGUGGCGUCGUGGGGGAGAACGCGACCGCGACUUCCGCAACGAUGGACCUCGUCGGGAUAGGGACGAUGGAGCUCGCCGUGACGACGGACCUCGUCGUGACCGUGACGAUGGUCCUCGCCGUGACGAGGGUCCGCGUCGGGAGCGGGACGAUGACCGCGGUGGAUUCCGUCGCAACGACGGACCACGUCGUGCCGAUGAGCCUCAGCGCGAAACUGGAGGUAACUGGCGCGAUGCUCCGCGUCAGGCUGAUCGGGAAAACCGUCGCCCAGCUGGCGAAAGACGUGACCGUGACGUGCGUGACGUACGCGGACCUGCUCCUAAAGAAGCCGCUGGUGGCGGCGGUGGCAACUGGCGUACGGCUCCUGCACCUCGCGAGGAAAAGCCCGCACCCAAGCGUGAUCAACCGCAGGACAAGGAGAACAAAGCCGGCGAUGAUGGCGAAUGGACCAGUGUUAAGCGUCGUUAAACUGCUUACGAGCUUCGUGGUUUAAAUCGUAGUUGUCCCGCAUUUUCGUAUAUACGCAACAUAAUAAUCUUAAUAAGUUUUCAUUUUAUCCGACUUGUACUUUAUUGAAAUAGAGCCUAGUUGGCUCGAUAUAUUACAUCUAUCCAAUGCUUGUGCCAGAUAGUUAAAAAUGAGUUGGUCGUCAAACCGUUACUCAUUAAAGUACUUUCGAAUAAAAUAACCAUGUUCUAACAAA